CAUGUUUGGGUCCGCGAAGGCAGCAUUGGUUCCCAAGGUGACGUCAUGGUGUCGGGCUGGGGCUGGGAAAACAUGGAAACGGCGAGAGCCAGGUUCGGUGUACCGACCCACCACACCCGGUACUGAGACCCGGUUCACCGACAAAAGACCAACUCUCUUCCAUCAUAUUGGGACUGUGUGGGGUGGUGGGGAAGGCCUAGUCCCCCACCUCGAUCAGGCCAGACACCCCCCACUUAACCCCCACUCAUGGAGAAACAAGGCGCCAUGAGUACAUCAGGCAAGACCAGUGGGCUCAAACCCCCCAGUAAAAUAGUGCGUCCAUCUGGGGUGCCAACUCGGACGUCUCCAUCCUCUGGUGCUCCAAAGCCAGUUCCUCCUGAGAAGUCCCCCGGCAGCGUCACCUCCCCAACCGCCGAUGGAGGCGGCGACUUCCAGAUCGGGGAGAGGGUCUGGGUCAACGGCAACAAGCCCGGCUACGUGCAGUUCAUCGGGGGCACGCAGUUCGCUCCGGGCCAGUGGGCGGGCAUCGUGCUGGACGAGCCGAUCGGGAAGAACGACGGGUCGGUGGCGGGGGUCCGGUACUUCCAGUGCGAGGACGGGAAGGGGAUUUUCACGCGGCCUUCGAAGCUGUCCAGGACCAUGCUGCCAGAGAGGGAGGCGAACGGGGGCCAGGCGAGUCCGGCACCGGGAGGCUCUGCAGCGAGCAAUCCUGCUGCACCUGCUGGCCCUACCUCAACUGGUAACAUCCUGCAAAGUACUCAGGUCAGCGGCAUAAAGACGAGCAGCGUGCUGAACCGAAUGUCCAGCGAGUCGGUGUCAAACCUCUCAGACACAGAAUCCAUGAAGAAGAGCAAAAGGGAGCUGAGGCUGGGAGACCGUGUGCUGGUGGGCGGUACCAAGGCAGGAGUGGUGAGGUUUCUGGGAGAGACAGACUUUGCCAAAGGAGACUGGUGUGGAGUGGAACUGGAUGAACCACUUGGGAAGAACGACGGCGCUGUGGCAGGGACCAGGUACUUUCAGUGCAUGCCCAGGUUCGGUCUGUUCGCCCCCGUCCACAAGGUGACGCGUAUCGGCUUCCCCUGCACGACCCCCACGAAGGCGAAGAGCUCGCGGAGGAGGUCCGGCCUCAAGAGGAGCCCCAGCGCUUCCUCCAUCAGCUCGCUCAGCUCCGCCACCUCCUCAAUCAGCGGCAAACCCAGCCGAGCAGGACUGCUGACAGAGACAUCUGCUCGAUACGCUCGUAAGAUCUCCGGCACCACGGCGCUGCAGGAGGCUCUGAAGGAGAAGCAGCAGCACAUCGAACAGCUGCUGGCAGAGAGAGACCUGGAGAGAUGCGAGGUUGCGAAGGCGACGAGCCACGCAGGGGAGGUGCAGCAGGAGCUGGCUCUGCUGAGGAAGGGGAGGGAUCAGUACGCCAUGGAGAUGGAGGCGAAGCUGGAUCAGCUGCGUUCGCUGGUGGAAGCAGCAGAUCGAGACAAGGUGGAGCUGCUGAACCAGCUGGAGGAGGAGAAAAGGAAAGUGGAGGAUCUGCAGUUUCGUGUGGAAGAGGUUUCCAUCACCAAAGGAGACCUGGAGACGCAGACCAGGCUGGAGCAUGCCCACAUAAAGGAGCUUGAGCAGAGCCUGCUCUUUGAAAAGACCAAAGCUGAAAAACUCCAGAGGGAUUUAGAGGACACUAGGGUGGCCACGGUGUCUGAGCGCUCCAGGAUCAUGGAGCUGGAGAGGGAGGUGGCGGAUCUCCAGCUCAGGCUCCGGGCGUCUCAGCAGAAGGAGGAUGCUGUGUCUCUGUCUCAGCAACAGAUCAGCAGUCUCAAGGCCCAGGCUCAGUCCCAGGAGAAAAAGAUCAGUGAACUGAGCGUCGACCUGGAGAGCAAACAGAAGGAGCUUCAGUCUGUGCAGCAAGAUAAGAGUUCCCUGGAGCAGCAGCUGAGCGGCCUGAGACAAAAGCUUGAGGAAGCUGAGGAGGAGAACACGAGGACGGCAAAGACCAUGCAAGAGCUGGAGCAGAGUGUGGAGCAGUCAAAGAAAGACUAUCAGACCCUGAAAGACGAGAGCCAGUGCAGAGAGGAAGAGCUGAAGGCCCAGCUGACACAGGCCGCAGAGAGGACGGCUCUGUCCCUCGAGCAGCUGACCAGUGAGAAUAAGACACUGGAGACGCAGCUCGAGGCUUUGAAACAGCAGAACUCCAAAUACCAGGAGGAGCUCAGUCUGUCGAAGGAGCGGAGCAGCUCGGAGAACCAGCGUAUCGGAGUCCUCUGCAAGGAAAUUGAGGAGCUGAAGCUGGCCUCCCAGAAGUCUCAGCAUCUCGAGGAGCACAACGAGGAUCUCAACAGUCAACAGCCGGACAUGAAGACCAGAGAAACCAUCUCCAAUCAGGACACGGAUGGAGAAGUAAAAUUCCAGAAAUCCACCGGAGCCUUAAUCUCUGACAAAGAUCGGGAACUGGAAACUCUGAGGAAUGAGAUCGCGGUCCUGCGAGGAGAAAACGCCGUGGCCAAGACCCUGCAGUCGGCCGUGGAGACGCUGGAGAGAGACAAAGCUCAGCUGCAGAGCCGCGUUCACAGUCUAGAGCAAAGGCUCAUGGGAACGCAGGCCUCAGAGGGAGAGGACAGGGAAGCUCCACGGUCAGGCGAUGCAGCUCUGGAGCAGCUGAGGGAGGAGAAGGAGUUCGCUGAGGGACAGAUCAACUUCCUGAACAGCGUGAUCGUGGACCUGCAGCGGAAGAACGAGGAGCUGAAGAUCAAACUGAAGAAGCUCGCUCUGGCUGAGUUCAACGGCAACGACGGGACCGACGGUUUUGAUGAGGGCGUGUCGAAGCGGGAAAAGAAGGCGACCCCCCGUCUGUUCUGCGACAUCUGCGACUGCUUUGACCUCCACGACACCGAGGACUGUCCCACUCAGGCCCAGAGCCCCGACUCUGUACCUCACACCACCUACCACGGCAACCCGGCCGACGAGAGGCCCUACUGCGACAUCUGCGAGGCCUUCGGACACGCCACGGAGUCCUGCAACGAUGAUCAAACCUUCUAGAGGCUCCAAAAACUCUCUUAACCCCUCUCCUCUCUCCUCCUCCCCCUUAAGCACUUCUCACCUUCUACUCUCCUGCUACAUCUCCCACAGACAUGCCUGCAGAUUUUUCCAUAAUGUAUUUUUAUACUGUAUUUAUGCAUAUCACUGGUAGCCACCGUCCUGAUCUGACUCCUUUCCCCCGCCGCUCCUCCCUCUGAAGAUAAACUGUUCUGUGAUGCAGAAUGCUCGUCCAAAUAUGCUGCUUUGGUGCAAUAUUGAUGUUUAUAACAGCAGGAAUCCGUCCUCUGCACUUGUCGUUUUUAACGUGUUGUUUUGCAUUUUAAGUUUGUUUCUAAAAUAAGUGAUGUUUCAUAUCCGUCUUUUUUUUUUCUGGGCUUAUUUGUUAAUUAGCAAAAAAAAAAAAAAAUAGUGAUGAGACAAAGUGAAGCACAGUUAAAAAUGAAGCUCCUCUCCAACUUUACAUUCCCAUAUCACAUUCCUCAGUGUGUGCGGCUACAGACCGUCAGAGAGUGAUACUGCCACGUCAGACUUUUCACUAACGUUUUAUGUUUAGUAAUAUUUACAAAGACCUUCUGCCAGUUUAUCAACUUAGUUACAACGGAGUAUUAGGGCCACUUUUAGGAUUUUUUUUAACAUUUGGAGAGUUGAGAAUAUUUUGAGAAAAAGUCGAUAUUGUGAGCACUCCAAAAAAACAUUUAAUAUUUUGAAGAAAAAGUUGUUUUAUUAUGAGGAAUAUUUACUCUGUAUUCUAAAAAUAUUACGACUUUUUCUAAACAAAAACUAUACGACUAUAUUGUUAAAAUGUAACUACUUUAUUCUCAUGAUAGCACAACUUAAAUCUCGAAAUAUUAAGACAGUAUUCUUAAAAUAUUUCAACCAUUUUUUCUCUAAAUAUCACAGCUAUAUUCUCUACAUCUUUCUUCUUGACAUAUUACGAUUUAAUUCUUGUAAUAUUAUGAUAUUUUUUUCUAAAUACCAAAACUUUUUACUUUAUAUAUUACAACAACAUUCUCAUACAUUUUUGACUUAAUUCUAAAAACACUUUUUAGUGGCCCUAAUACUUUGGCUUCUACCUAAAUGUUAACCCAUGGAAAACUAACAAUAACAAUUUAACAUGAGUGAAGUUCAGUCUUAACCUUUGAAAUCGUAGUUUUCACAGUCACUAACUUCUAAAACUUUCAGCUGAAUCUCAUGGAGUUUAUUCCCAAGUUUACAGACUAAACUGUUUACACCAUCCGUUGAUGAAGACUGUGAGGGGCAGUUGAAAGCUUUAGAAAAAGCUAGUAAGUGGAUGUUUAGUUAAAGGAGCAGCCCACAGAUUUUACACAUAAAGGUCAGUUUAUCUGUUUACUUGUUUACUUUUCUUGUAUGAAGUAGCUCCAGAACAUUUUAAUGAAAUGUUCGACAAAACAACCAUUUAACUGUUGUUCCAGAGCUUUCAGUCAUCUCACACAGACUUCCUCAGCAGAUGACAUUUGCACAGUUGUCAAUGAAGUCAAAAUUUUUAUUAUUUUCUCUUUUAGGACUUCUCGUCUGUGUUUGCCUAAAAGUUCAGAUUUUACAUUUCCACGACAGCUGGGCUAACUCGAUUGAAAGCUCCAGAACAGCUACUAAAUGGACCUUGUGGUGAGAUUAUUUCGUCAGCUACUGUUUCCAAGGUCUUGACUGAACUGUAUGUCCUAACAUUUUUGUGUAUUUACCUUUCCACAGGUCAGCGUACAGAUUAAUAUCCUUUAGUAAUGCCACUGAAAGUUACUGAGGAUUGUUGUAGUUAAAGAUGAAGUCGUUGCAUUUUAUUAUUUAUUGUCUAAUCUUUGACUAACUGGUGAUGUUCCUACAGGGAAAUAAGCUAGCACUGAUCAACAGUGUAUAGUCUGUACUAGGACUACUGUAGUAUAGGUGGGCUUUUGAAAUGCAUCUGCCUCAUGUUACAGGAACUGACCCAGAUGAAACUAUAGAGGCCUCUACUCACUUAGAUUUGCACUGUCCACUUUAAAGAUUCAACAGAAACAUACGGCGCUUUAAUGUUAUGAUUCUAACGUUAUUUAAAAGUUAUUUUAUCAUGAAGGUCAGUACGGAUUAUUCAGUGCUGUCCUGAUUCAUACUGCCCUCUUUAAAGCUAAAGUCUGACAAUUUGGGAAAUUUGCUUAUUCAUUUUCACAUAAUGAGAGAGAGGGUGUUUUUCAGUGGUAAAUAUGAAGGUACAGCGGGUUAGCUUAGCUUAGCACAAAGCCUGGAAACAGGGGAAAUGGCUCGCCUGGCUUUAUCUUGCACAUAAUCCACGUAAAAUUGCCGUUUUUACACUUUGGUGUUUGCACAGAUGGAAAAAACAGGAUAUUACAGGUCUUAAGGAGUGCUGUGCAGAUGUGAAAAAUGUUGUAUGAAGUUUUUUUUAGGCUCAGGAAGGAGUGGUGUGAAUUUUGAUAAAUGUCGUUUGGGUCUGAAGACUACAAGUUUCAAAAGUAAAAAAGAAAAAUGGAGGUGUGGAGUUAGAAAGAAGUGAGUUUAUCAGACCUCUGUAGCCAGCUCCUUGUUGCUGAUUGAGGCCAGAGGCAACGUUAGCUGCUACUAGCAUAACACGUUUAAAUCUCUGUUUAACUGUUGGCUGUCAGGUUGCAUUGUGGGUAAUGUAGGCGCCAGGUUUUGACAAGAAAGAGGAAUAUGUGGAGUAAAAAAGAUAGUAUCUCCGGUUGUGCUACGUCGAUUUUCUUCAUCUUUGUUUUAAAUUGACCGUCCUGAGUGAAUAAGCGAAUAAGCACGUUUCCCAAAAUGUCGAACUGCUCCUUUAAAUUAACCCUGUAUAGAAACAUGUAUCUGACUUAUCUUGUUCUUAAGCACAAUUUUGGAUCAUAUUGAAUCUUCCAGUGUAACAGUGACUAACCAUUGACACUAGUCCUUGUAAAUACUAAUCAGAAGCGUCCUUCUGAUAAAUGUGUACACAGUGCCAUGGAACAAAAGAUAGCUUUUAUGUGUACGACAUUUUAUUUUUCUGCCCUGUUGAUAAAGAUUGACGCUGUAUAAGGAGGUUUCAAACACAAGCCCGUUUGUAUAGACUUUAAAACAUUGUGUACUUUAUAAGUGAUAUGUCUAAUUAUUAGUGUAAUGUUUUAUAUGUAACAAUUUCAGGCACCAUCUAUAAAUGGUUUCCAAAUGCUCAGACCAUUUUACAGAUGUUGAUGUGGUGUACAAUGUCACUGUUUUCUAUGUACUGUAUACUCCUGAACAGUCCAAUAGAAAUACUAAGAAAGAAAAA
Lates calcarifer (barramundi perch) is the source of this 6283-nucleotide messenger RNA. It is a transcript of the gene clip1b, whose product is annotated as CAP-GLY domain containing linker protein 1b. The record is from RefSeq and is a predicted model, not a curated record. Gene Ontology annotation, biological process: positive regulation of microtubule polymerization; cytoplasmic microtubule organization. Gene Ontology annotation, cellular component: cytoplasm; nucleus; microtubule plus-end. Gene Ontology annotation, molecular function: microtubule plus-end binding. NCBI's taxonomy places the organism in Eukaryota, Metazoa, Chordata, Actinopteri, Centropomidae. The transcript has 23 exons. Bases 247 to 3030 code for a protein of 927 amino acids.